Messenger RNA from Desarmillaria tabescens, 2160 nucleotides. RefSeq names its product palmitoyltransferase AKR1. Gene Ontology annotation, molecular function: palmitoyltransferase activity; protein binding. The coding region runs from base 1 to 2160 and encodes 719 amino acids. Gene Ontology annotation, biological process: protein palmitoylation. The record is from RefSeq and is a predicted model, not a curated record. The transcript has 7 exons. NCBI's taxonomy places the organism in Eukaryota, Fungi, Basidiomycota, Agaricomycetes, Agaricales, Physalacriaceae. Gene Ontology annotation, cellular component: Golgi membrane.
AUGGACGACAUAGUGAGCAGGAAGGCUGAGCCAUCUGCUUCUCUAGUGAAUCAGGAAUCUGUCGCUGCAACGAAUAUCUCCUUCUCACCAUCUGCAGAAGCGUCACCAAUAAAUGCAGAGGCCAAUAUCUUCGUAGCAGCCCAGAGAGGGGAUGUCCAGCUUAUCAAAGAGCUCAUCGAGUCGGGAAAGGCGGCAGCAACGGACCGUGACGACCAGAACAUAACCCCGCUUCACUGGGCGGCAAUAAACGCUCAAGUACCAGCUUGUCGGUAUCUCCUCGAGCAAGGCGCAGAGGUCGAUGCGCUAGGAGGAGACCUUGUUGCUACGCCUUUGCAGUGGGCGGCCCGUAAUGGUUACCUCUACGUGAUACAACUGCUCAUCUUCCACAACGCCGACCCUACCAUCACCGACUCGCAAGGUUACAAUUCUCUACACCUCGUCACACACUCAUCGUCUGUCAUGCCACUUCUGUAUCUGCUCCAUCAGCCCAUCAACGUGGACUCGCGUGAUUCGCAAGGUCACACCUCCCUCAUGUGGGCUGCAUAUCAGGGUGACGCAUUGUCAGUCGAUCUGUUGUUAAGGCACGGUGCCAAUCCGAAUACCAAAGACGACGCUGGAUUAACGCCACUGCACUGGGCGGUGGUUAGGGCGAACCGGGUCAUCAUACGGCGGCUGGUCGAAAAGGGUGCGGACCUGACUGCUAAAGAUGGGGAGGGUCGGACGCCGAGAGAGAUGGCAGUGGAAUUGAAGAGCCUUGGAGCAUGGAAACGGGCCCUCGAAGAGGGGGGUAUGAACGAGUAUGGAAUCAAGAAACCCAAACCUUUGAGUGAACGGAAUACCAAAAUUGCAAUAUUCAUCAUACCAACAAUCUUCUUCUACAUGAUCUUCAUGACCGUCACGAUAUUACCGUGGUAUACUGGCCUCCUCCUGGCCAUGGCCGAGUUCUUUGGGAUGCAUCAUAUCGUCACUCGUGUCCUCCUGAACAACAACACGUAUACAGACAGUGUGCAACAGACGCCCUACUUUGCCGGGAUCAUCUUCGGAUCGAUGGUCUGGGUGUUGUUUAGUUGGUUCACGAGGCUUGUACAACAAACGCAAUCACACGCUUUCGCACACUUGACAUUUGCUAUCUCAUUUGGUCUAUGCGCGUAUAAUUUCUUCCGUUCUAUCAUGCUGGAUCCAGGAACGUGUCCUAAGCCAGUCAAUGACGGCGAGCUCAAAACGAUUAUCGAGGACCUUGCUUCUGAGGGUAGACUGAAUGGUCAGACGUUCUGUAUACAGUGCAUGGCUCGUAAACCACUGCGAUCGAAGCAUUGUCGGAUAUGUGACCGGUGUAUCGCCCGCAGCGACCAUCAUUGUCCAUGGGUUUGGAACUGCGUGGGUUUCAAUAACCAUCGCCAGUUUGUGAUAUUUGUGUUGAUGCUUGUCACUGGCAUCAUCUCUUUCGAUUAUCUCGCCUAUCAAUUCUUCUCAACGAUACCACUCUCUAUGGACCCGGCGGACAUCUCGCCCUCGUGCCCUCUAACCGCAGAUCUAUGUCGUAUAACAUCGUACGACACCUUCCUCGUCGCCGUCACGGCCUGGGCAACUCUUCAGCUUUCAUGGACCAUCGUCCUCCUCGCCUCCCAGAUCUGGCAGAUCGUCCGGCAGAUGACUACUCUCGAAGUGUCCAACCUGGGAAGGUUUGGCUUCAUGGGAGGACGUGGUGGUGCAAGCAUGAAUGGACAGAUGGGACACCGUCACAGCCAUCGAGGCUUGAGCACAGAGGAUACUGCGCUUGUGUCACCACAGCCGGAGCAUCAACAUCGUGCCGGCGGAUUUUUGAUGAACCUUUUGGGCUUUGACAGGUUUACGAAAGGCAAAGCGGUUGACGGGCUCGCUCGUGCGGGUAAAGCAAGCAAUCCGUUCGAUUUGGGAAUGUGGGGCAAUUGCAAAGAUUUUUGGACAGCUGGGAAAGAAUUAGGAGUGGAGUAUGACAAGCUGUAUGAUGUGCCCAUAGAAGGAUUCCGGGAGGCAAAGAGGAGGCGAGAGAGGGAGGACGAACUGGAUGAACCCGGGGCGAAGAGGACUGCGAGGAAGGGGCUGUUCAUGGGGUUAGGGUUGGGUAUGGGGAGAGCAGGAAGUAGUAGAGGUGCGUAUGAACCUGUUAGUCAGGUAUAG